UACCUUGCAUCUCAAUCCUUUGGGCUCGACCAGCACGAUAUACCCUACUUCACGCUGGGCCUUACCACGUCCUUUCUUAUCCCAUUAAUCGACGAGCUUUUAUGCCUAUAGACGGUCAUGCGUAUCUGGUAUCUCAGGGCUGGACUGGAAAAGGCACUGGUUUGCGACAUGGUGCUAUAGCGAAACCAGUCACAGUCACUCAGAAGAAAACACUAUCGGGUAUUGGAAAGGACAGAGAUGAUGCGUUUCCGUUCUGGGAUCACGUUUUCUCUGCGGCUGCAGACAAAAUUAAAGUAAAGAUUCAGACUGAAGAUGAUUCGGACGGUAUCGAGUCGUCUACCCCUGCGCCAUCAUUCAAACGAACGAGCACUGGUAUAAUUUCUAACAAACGUCCUCCGACUGGAAUACCCGCAAUCUCUGGUUCCACUACACCAGAGGCUUCAACAAGCGGAACAUCUACCCCUCGCAUGAGCCUCAUGGCUGCUGCUAAGCAGGAGGCUGCGAGACGUAUGCUCUAUUCAAUGUUCUUCCGUGGUCCAAUUAUGCGCUCCGACUAUGAGGAUGUGAUUGUGGAGCAGACGGUGGAGGAGGUAAUCGUAAAGGAGAGCGUCGAAGUCGUUUCAAUGAUCAAGGAGAGGAAGAAGCGGAGUAAAGGUAAAGAAGUGGAUAGAGGUGAUUCAGAUAUCGAUGAAGACGCCACGGAAGAGAAGAAGAGGAACAAGAGCGAUAAAGCGGAGAAGCCGUCGCGCGAGGAACGGAAAAAGUUGAAACGAUCCCGAGGAGAUGAAGAGGCUGAGGACGCAGGAAAGCCGAAGAAAGAAAAGAAACGUCGGAAAGAAGAGAAUAUGGAGAACGAGAAGAAACGAUCGAAAGAUUUAUUACCAGCAGCAGAUUCCUCAACGCAGGAAAAUUCUUUGGAUCACGCAAAGGAAAAGGAGGCAAGGCGAGCGAACAAAGCAGAAAAGAAGGCGAGAAAGGAGGAGAAAACCCGUCUGAAGGCCCAGAAGAAAAUUGAGGAGCCUAUGUUAACCUCAGCUCUACCGAAGGAUGCCUCAACAGGCUCUAUAGAACUGCUGCCAGAGCUCGUGGGCGGCGAAGUUGCGCCCAAGAAGCGUAAGAAGCGUAUCGAGGACCCAUCUGAAGAGAAAGGCAAGAAGAAACGUAGAAAGGAGCGGGAUUCUGAAUGACACAUUCCAUGUAUUUGUUCCUACAUCGUCUUUAUGCAGCUUUGGUUCGAAACAAUCUGCAUUGUAUUCGUGUGCUUCAUCUAAUUUACAAAUGUCGAGAAUAUGAAUGUCUGUGGUAGGAGAGAUUGAUUCACUUCCUGUCAUUACUGCGUGGAACGAUAUAUAGAUACAUACAAUUCAAAACGCCCUUUCCUUUCAUCAUG
Somion occarium is the source of this 1390-nucleotide messenger RNA. The record is from the annotation of a GenBank genome assembly. NCBI's taxonomy places the organism in Eukaryota, Fungi, Basidiomycota, Agaricomycetes, Polyporales, Cerrenaceae.